AUGUCCAAUGAUCCUGGUAAUGAGGUUAGCUCCUUGUACCCACCUCCACCCCCAUACGUGAAGUUUUUCACACAGUCCAAUCUGGAAAAAUUACCAAAAUACAAAGAAAAGAAGGCCGCAAGUGCGAAGCAGACGGCUCCAAAUAACAGUAACGGCGGCAGUGAAGAGGAGAUUACAUGUGCGCUAGAUUACCUAAUCCCACCCCCCAUGCCCAAAAAUCAGCAGUACCGAGCGUUUGGGAGUAUAUGGCAGGUGAAGGACCAACUGCCCGAUUUAGAGAGCAUGGGACUCACCCAACUUUAUAAGAAAUCCACAGAAAACGAAAGCACAAAUUAUCAAUACAAAAUCCAAGAGCUACGCAAACUAUUGAAAUCCCUCCUGCUAAAUUACUUGGAACUCAUCGGCGUAUUGAGCAUAAAUCCGGAUAUGUAUGAGCGCAAAGUGGAGAACAUAAGGACCAUUCUUGUCAAUAUUCACCACCUACUUAAUGAGUACAGACCCCAUCAGUCCCGAGAGUCCCUUAUUAUGCUAUUGGAAGAACAAUUAGAAUACAAGCGCGGGGAAAUUCGCGAGAUCGAGCAAGUAUGCAAACAGGUACACGACAAACUCACCAGCAUACAGGACACCUUAAGAACCGGAUCACAAUCUCCUCCAUCGUCGUCCCAAUGA
This is a messenger RNA of Saccharomyces cerevisiae S288C, 669 nucleotides long. It is a transcript of the gene MED7, whose product is annotated as mediator complex subunit MED7. The transcript has a single exon. Gene Ontology annotation, biological process: regulation of transcription by RNA polymerase II. The record is from RefSeq and is marked reviewed. Lineage: Eukaryota; Fungi; Ascomycota; Saccharomycetes; Saccharomycetales; Saccharomycetaceae. Gene Ontology annotation, cellular component: mediator complex; nucleus. Bases 1 to 669 code for a protein of 222 amino acids. Gene Ontology annotation, molecular function: transcription coregulator activity.